UAUAGGAUCCAGGUAAAAAAGUGAAGCUGCAGGAGCUUCUCUAUUUUUCCUGUCUAAAAUUAUCAGUGCGCGUGCAGGAUUGUGCACGAGCUCCAAACCAUUUCAACUAGGAAAAGAUGAAAAAGAGAAAAAAAAAAAAAAAAAAAAAAAGUGAAGGAAGAGGGGCAGAUGAUUUAAAAUUGAACAAACUUGCAGAGAGUAUUUUUAUUCAAAUAAAAAGCAGGCAGAGUUUUUAUUUCCACCAGGCAGCUCUGCUCUGCUCUUCUCUUCUCUUCUCUGAGCUGAGCACGGUGCCCUAUUUCCAGGCGGCUCUGUCUACCUGCACAGAGCCGGAGCUCCUCCUCCUCUUCCUCCUCUCCUCUCCUCUCCUCUCCUCCUCCUCCUCCUCCUCCUCCUCGGAGUUUGUGUUGCACUCGUUGCAGUAGGAGGGUCCAUGUGCACAGAGAAAAUGACGUCGCUCUGACUCCCAAGUCCGGACCGACUCCUUCGUUUGUUUUUAUUACUCUUUUUAUCUUUGAGCCCAGAAUCUGCUAAUCUGCACAAUGUGCGGCCAUAAUGUGAGAUGAUCUGUGUCGUCUCCGACCACGUCGCUCUGCUUCUUGUUCGUCCUGUCACAGGAGCAAAGCGGCUCUCUGCUGCUGAGGAGGAUUACUACUGAUAUUAAUACGCAGUACACUUCUCCACUAGAGUCUACAGCUGUCAAACUGUGUAUUGGAAAGAGUAGACAGACAACACAUUAGUUGGUAUUUAUUGACUUUGCUUUUUUUUUGUGUGCGUCUUUUUUUCGUCCUCUCUGGAUUAUCGCUGCCCAGCAACAACGGCCACCUGACAACUCUGAAUGUCGUAAUUAAGGUGAAUCAAUGAGCCAGCAAUGGAGACCAAAAGAUACCAAAGUUUCUUCGAUGGAAGCGAUACAGAGAACAGAUGGUCGCAGGUCCCCGGCACCAUGGAGCACUGCUGCAGCACAGAGGAUUCGAGUCUGACUAGCGGUGAUAUCCUGAUGGACAUAGUCAAUGUCAGCUGCCCUGCUGGAAGCCCGGCCGCCGACUGCAAAGACAACAAUACGAAGAAGCAGGAGCAGCCGAUGCUUCGGCUCAGCCAGAACCAGACAUUUGUUCUCCCACACUUCAACAACUCUCUCCACGGUCAUAAGCAGGAAAUGGACUCCAAGGAGCUUUCCAAAACUGUGGCUGAGUCUAUGGGUCUGUAUAUGAAUGCUGCCAGGGAGGCAGACUUUGCCUUCAGCCAGCAUGGGGGCAGCACCAGCCCUGGGAAGAUGUAUUCAGUGUCUGGACGGACUCUGGAGGACACCCAGUGUGGCUCCACAAAGAGCCCCAAGUUAAAGCCAUUUGGUUUCCAGCAGCCCAGCACCACUCCCAGAGAAUGCACCACUGGGACUCCAGUUAGCUCCGCGUCGAUGCUGGCCUCGUCUCUGUCCUGCAGCCCCCAGACCUCCAGCUCCAUCUCUAGCCCCGGGGGCAGCAACAACAUGGUGUCGUCGACCACCAGUCCUCCCACGUGUUACGGACCGGUGUGCUCGUCCGUCAGCAGUCCUGUCAGCCAGACGUCGUGCGCUGCGACUCUGGCCAACAUCAAGCGCAGGAAUUCAGCCACAUGUAGCCCAGUGGAGUCCAGCACGGUGGGCUCGCCGCCUCUCACCAGCCCACUCAACGUCAUGAGGUCCCCCAUGUCCAGCCCCCAGAGUAUGUGCAGCGUGAGAUCGCCUCCGUCCUGCAGCACUACCUGCAACAUCAGGUCGUCUGUCUCGAGCCCAACAGGUGGCAGCUGCACCAGCACCGCCAACAACUGCAACGCGGCGAGGCCCUCCAUCUCCAGUCCGGCCACAGGGGGCGCCAUGGCUGGCAGCAGCCCACAGAACCCCUCCUCGGGUGGGUUUCCUGUGUCCAGUCCCGCUGGUGGUCUAGGUUUGGUGCAGAAUGACACCAACAGCCCAGAAGCAGCAGGUCUGACCAGAGACACGGACUUCAAGAACUUUGAAUUCCCUAAAGUAGAGAUGGCAGACGGGGAGGUGUUCAACGUGGGCUUAGACCACAUGGGCAUGGUUAAGUACAUUAAGAACGAGCCUGGGACUGACUUCAGGAGCAUGUGUUUAGGCAGCUCCAAAUGUAACGCGAGUAGCACACCUUUUAUCACGCAGAUUAAGACUGAGCCAAACAGAAACGAGGGAUGUAUGAACCAACAGCCCUAUGGUGAGCAGUCGCCAUCUCUUAGUCUCUAUCCUGCGUCCGAGACCACCUAUUUGUCCCUGAGGAAUAAUGUCGAUGAAUACAGUCUCUCUGGUAUUUUAGGACCCCCUGUCUCCUCCAUGAAUGGGAACUAUGAGCCCGAUGUGUUCUCCAACAAUGUCCUGUCUAAAGGGGUUAAGCAGGAGACCCUUGAUGGCAGCUAUUACCAAGAGAACAACGGCAUGCCCACAUCGGCCAUUGUUGGAGUUAAUUCCGGCGGACAUUCAUUCCAUUACCAGAUUGGAGCGCAAGGAACAAUGUCUUUCACGCGGCAUGAUGUGAGGGACCAGUCCAACCCUUUGUUGAAUCUAAUUUCGCCCGUAACGGCGUUAAUGGAGUCGUGGAAAUCUCGGCCGGGCAUGUCACAGGGGUCGCUGUCUGCCAGAGGUGAGGGAUACCUGGGUCAGAACUGCAUCACGGACAGCAUGUCGAGCUCGCCACUGAGACAACCGUCCUCAACGGCCAAAGUGUGCCUGGUUUGUGGAGACGAGGCAUCAGGAUGCCACUACGGUGUCGUGACAUGUGGAAGCUGCAAAGUGUUCUUCAAGAGAGCCGUGGAAGGUAGAUAUGGUCAGCACAACUACCUGUGUGCCGGGAGAAAUGACUGCAUCAUUGACAAGAUCCGAAGGAAAAACUGUCCAGCAUGUCGCGUACGGAAGUGUCUCCAGGCCGGGAUGAACCUAGGAGCACGAAAGUCCAAGAAGUUGGGGAAAAUGAAGGGUGCCAGCGAGGACCUGCCGGGCUCUAAGGAUGGCCAAACUGCCACAGGAGGCGGUUACCUGUCCUCGGAGAAGGAGCUCAACGCCAGCGCUGCCAAUGCCCUGGUGCCCCACGUGUCUGGGGUGGUCACACCUUUUCUGCCGCCCUCCAUCUGCAGCGUGUUGGAGCUGAUUGAGCCUGAAGAGGUGUACUCCGGCUAUGACAACACGCAGCCUGACACCACCGACCACCUGCUGUCCAGUCUCAACCGCCUGGCCGGAAAGCAGAUGGUCCGCAUGGUGAAAUGGGCCAAAGUACUUCCAGGUUUCCGGGGCCUGCCCAUUGAGGACCAAAUCACCCUGAUCCAGUACUCAUGGAUGUGUCUGUCCUCCUUUUGCCUCAGCUGGCGCUCCUACAAACACACCAAUGGACAGAUGCUCUACUUUGCCCCUGACCUCGUCUUUAACGAGGACCGCAUGCAGCAGUCAGCCAUGUACGACCUGUGUCUGGGCAUGAGGCAGGUGAGCCAGGAGUUUCUACGACUGCAGCUGAGCUACGACGAGUUCCUCUCCAUGAAGGUCCUCCUGCUUCUCAGCACAGUUCCCAAAGAGGGUCUGAAGAACCAGGCGGCGUUCGAGGAGAUGAGGGUUAAUUACAUAAAGGAGCUCCGGCGUUCAGUGGGAAAAGCAACCAACAACUCUGGCCAAACCUGGCAGCGCUUCUUCCAGCUCACCAAGCUACUGGACGCCAUGCAUGAUCUGGUGGGGAACCUGUUGGACUUCUGUUUCUACACCUUUCGUGAGUCGCAGGCCCUGAAGGUGGAGUUCCCCGAAAUGUUGGUGGAGAUCAUCAGUGACCAGAUACCAAAGGUGGAGUCGGGCCUCACUCACACAAUCUACUUCCACAAGAAGUGACUCACUUAACAGUCGAGAGGGAAGCGGCAUUAAGAAACUGGAAGAGAGGAGUUCAAGAGGAGGAAAUGUGCGAGAAAAGGCCAGCCCAGUUGGCCCGCACCCGGUCGCCCAGUAUGCCAGCGUCCUCGUCUUGGAUGGGAAAGUAAAGCGGCGUGGUGACAGAAGUAAAAGAGGGCAGAACUGAUUUGACCCUGCGGUCACCACGAGUGGGUCAGAGCUGUGAAUAGUUCGUGGAGCCGAGCGUGACACGCCGAGAAGGACUUUAGACAAAUGUGACAAAGCGUCCCGAAGUACCCACCCUGUGCCCCUGUGUCCCCCCCCACCUGCCCCAAAGACGAUGACAGUAUUUUCUAUGGAGAUAAAGCCAUACAUUUCUUAGGAUGCGCUAGAUACAUUCACUGCACACACACACAAACACACACACUUAGGGGGAAAUUGAUACACAUGCUGUCCACAUGCCUUCACACAAAACGCACAGAUGCACUCCACAUGCACUAAAAUCAGAUUCCCUUAGAGAGAAAGUUUUUGCAAAUAUUAAAUGUGGCUUAUGCAGUCUUUCACAAAUAAUAGCACUACAAAAAAAAAAAAGAUAUGCCAAUACUUAGAUUUUCGCUUUGCAGUGUAGCAGCGUACUGCAAGACUACAGGGCAAAGGACAUUAUGAGGAGGCAGAAAUUCUAGACGGUAAGGUCUAUUUGAAUAUAAUCCAAGGGCUAUACAAGCGUCAUCAUACUGUAAGCUGAAUAAUUACAUUAAAUCUAACAAGUCCAAGUUUGAAUCUCAAAUCGGUGUCAUAACAGCCAUCAUUAACAUUCACAUACUGAGUUUUUUAAUUAAAAUAUGUAGUAAAACAAUCAAAACUAAUAUGCAAAAGUCCAAAGCUAAAGCUGUUUUGAAAUAAAAAAAUGUCUCUUGUGUAAAGAAAGCUUGCACGUGAAGCUCCCAUGUCACUAUUUUAGGCAUUGUGGUGUAGAAUUAAGACAAUAUUGAUGAACGAUUUUACCUUUGUGCAAAAGUGGUCAGGAGUGCUGCAGGAUGGAAAAACAUCAUGCAUUUACGGAAACGAUUUCGGCAGAGUCCGCUGGUAAUGGAUUUGACUGAGGUGCAUCCAUAGUAAUUGUGUUUUGUGUUAUCUCCAGAGCAGCUGUCCAAAUGUCUGUUUUUACUCACAAUGAAGCAAAACCAGCCCUUUGUGAACCAACACUUAUCUACUCUUCCCAGAAAUAAUAAAGAGCAUUUUAUAAAAGUGUGUUGCAAAAGGUUUAGUUUUUGACAAGCCAGUCAUUUUACAUUAAGGUGCUUCAUUUCUACAAAGCCAGGCAAAAGCAUAACAUGUACAGUUAACGCGUCGACAGUCCAUACAAUACACUAUAUGGACACGCAGUUUAAACACACAUACCUACUCUGUAAAGUUGAUAUAAUCCAAAAUGGAGCAUUACUCUGCAGUGCUUACAGCAAACGGCUAAUGUAUCAAAAACCAGGCAAAAUGUGUACAGGUAUUAACAACUUCUUAAAACACAUUCUAUUCAGCAGUUGUACAGAAGAUGUUUUGAGGUACAUUUGGAUGAAUGCUUGAUAAAAAACUGUUGGUAUGAUCACCUUUCCUAAUUUAGUUGAUUUCCUUACUCUUAUCUUCGGGCCAAGUACUACUAUUUUAGGUAUGGCAGGCCCAGUUAUCCGGACCAUUAACUUGUCUCGCACCCCACUGGUUUCUGGGUGGUUGUGGAACACUACUAUGAUGCUACUGACAAGCGAUAGAGCCGCUGGGGAAGAAAAACAGUGGGGGCGUGUGAUUAUUUGUCUUUUUUUUCGGUGCCCUCCGAGUGUGUAUUUACAUUUUGUGUAUGAAGCGAGAAUGGUUUAAGUUUGCGUGUGUGUGUGUGUUUUUUCUUUUUCUGGCAAGCAUGUGCAUAGUUGAUCUGCUCUUUCAGUGUGGGUAUUAUGCAUUUAUGUUAUAGGAUUAGCCAUAUCCUAUUUCCACAUUUCGAUUUGCACAGAGGAGAUACAAUGUGAAAUGAGGCAUUAGUGCAGCUAGCAAGAAUUGUCUGUUUUGAUAAGCAACUGUGAUGAUGCGGGAAAAGACUUUCUGCAUGGUCACCCAGCCUAAAGUUAGACAGCAUGACAUCAUUAGCACAGCCGGGCGCUGGUGUAAUGUAUUCGUGGCCUCGGCUCUCGUAAUGACGACGCUGCGCUACGCUAUGAGGUCUCUUCUGUGGCGGUGAUUGUGUGAAGAUUGGUGUACAAUCUGUCAUUAGGGACUGUAUGAAAAUUAUUCAGGGGGUGCAGAAAAGCAGGAAGGUUAUGUAUUUUUAAUUUUGACUGCUGGGAGGGUAGUCUAUAUUUGUUUGGAGAGCACCGGGAGGGAAGAAUCAUGUUUUUCAUUCAUUCUGGGGUGAAAAUAUUGUGUUGUUUAAAUCAGUUCUCAUGAUGAUUUUUCUAAUCAGAUGAUGCACUCAGUGGCUUUUAAAAACCCAACCGUUUAGCAGCUCUUUAUUAAAAAAAUAUAGAGGCUGUAUUUUUGCCAUUUUGUUAUACAGUAUAUUAUUUUGAUUUACAUAAGAUAACAUAAGCCCAAUCAUUUUCCUACAGUCCCUCGUCAGAAAGGCCUCAUUUUACAAUCUGUCUUUGUUGUGCAUUAUUGUGUUCAAGUUGUGAAGGACCCUUAAGCUAAUCUCUCUCAUUGUUUCUUUAUUUUGCCCCCUUUUUUGUCCUUUUUAAAGAAUAAAAAAACUGUCUAAAGGUUCAUAGGAUGAAUGGGAAAGUAUUUUUGAGAGAAUUAUAUUUUGCUGGAAAACAAUAUUUAAGUACUUUGUCUAAAAAUGAUAUCCUUUUUGUAAAAUGAAAUGUUAAUGCAUGCUUUUUGAUGAGAUGUUUACAUUGUAUUUAAAAAAGGGAAACUUGUGCCUUUUUAUCUCACCUGAUUUACAAUUUUACAGUAUAUAUUGUAAAUAAUACAGCAAGUCCUUAUGUUGAGUAUAGUAUAAAAACAUUUCUACUUUAACCAUCUUGUUGGAAUAUUGGAAAAAAUGUGUGUUUCCCACUCGCCAUGUUCUGUGUGUUGGAUCACAGAGAUGAAUUUACAGUGAGGGUCGCUGCCAGAAAGGGCCAAAUAGAGAAAUGAAUGUAUCAUACGUUGUGAGAGACUUAUGGAACUUACUACCUGAAUGUUAGAGAGAGUACAUUUAUUAUCUUCUUAUUAAGUAAAGUUAUUUGAUUUUGCAUCUUUUUUUUUUUUUUUUUACUUUUUGCAUCAUUGUUCAAGUGGCUCAAACAAAAAAUGAUAAUAAUCAAAAAGUAUUUCUUAUUUUGUAACAAGAUGUAUCAAGUGAUGGAUCCUUGAGUUGUUGCUGUUGAAAUGAUUUCCUAACCCGUGGUGGUAUUGUUGAUGAGCACCACAAUAAAAUCAAGAAAUCACAGACUAUUGAAACUGGGAUACGUGAAAGAAACUUCUUGACUAUUCAGUUUUGAAAAUAUAAACUUAAUGCACACACAGUGAAACAAAAUGAUGGAUGUAGAGACUGUAGACCUUAAGUUUAGCAAAUUCAAAUUUGACUGUUUUCGACCAGUUAUUAACUGGAAAUAUUGCACUAACUGCCAAAAUAAGUUUCAAUCAUAAAAUGAACAAAUUUGUCCCAAAGAAUGAUGUUAAAAUGUAUACACAGAUAAUAACAAUGUUAUCAAUAAUGUUCUCAAGCCCCUGUUAUGACCUUAAUGCACUCCAGAAGAAUCGGCUUUGACUGUUGGCUAUUUCAUUUUUUUAAAGGAAUAGUUCAACAUUUAGGGAAAUACACUUAUUUGCUUUCUUGCUGAGAGUUAGAUAAGAAGAUCGAUACCACUCUCAUGUCUGUACAGUAAAUAUGGAGCUAUAGCCGGAAGUCUGCCACAGCGACCGUUGACGCGAGCUGACCUCCGCAUAAACUUGCGGCAAGUCACGGACUCACUGAUGUGAGGUUUUGCAGUAACGACGACUAAACGAGCAGUGGAGUAGUAACGUUACGAUGCACUUAGAAAAUGUAAAUGAGUCAAAUUUAAAAACGUAAUGCUUCAUCCACACACUCUUGUCACGGCGGGGGAAAACACAUUGCCAUUGCCAGAUGAGGUUUGUUUGGCUCGUUUUCUGUAAGCACUGUGGCAUUGGCGGUGGAAUUAGCAAGAUAGCUAGCUAGCUAUCAGACAGCUGGCUGGUUAACUCUUGGGCUGGUUCCGCCAGGCUUCAGUGCUGCACUGAUUACGAAAAAUGAGCCGAACAGCGGCCUAAACGGCCCCUCCACCUGGGGACAAGCUACCUAGCUAACCAGCCAGCCAGCUGUCUCUGGGAGCUGCAUACGUUCUCUUCCCGGCGAGCUGCGACCACACACUUUACGGCCCCAAUGACGUGUGUUCUGUUGUCACCAUAACAACUAACAACAAUCAUCAUUUUCUUUUGCACGAGUCAAAUUACCACAGCGAACACUUCAAUGUCCCUUCUACUCCUGUUUUAUUUCUAUGACCAUUAGGAAGUCACUGCACUUGGCCAAGAAAUAGUCCAGCGCAUAAUCCCCUGGCAAAACCAUAACUUGUCACUUUCACUUCUGUUUUUGUACAUAUUAAAUAAUUUAGAUAAAAUGUGUUACUUAGUGAGCUUUAGAGGUGCUGGUAAGCACAUUUUGUAACCUUUGUACAGACCCAGGCGAGCUGUUUUCAGUCUUCAUGCGAAGCUAAGCUAACUGUCACCUGGCUGUAGCUUCACAUUUACCAUACAGGCAUGAGAGUGGUAUCAAUCUUCUAAUCGAACUCUCGGCAAUAAGCGUGUUUCCCAAAAUGUUAAAACUAUUAACAAACUGUUUAUUUAUUGGUCGUUAAUCACCACCCACUACAAAAUAAAAAAAACAAACUUUCUCCUAAUUGAGUGUUAUCUUCAAAGCCGUCUUCUUCUAAAUGAACUCCUUUUAGGCACGAAUGACUCAGAAUGUUUUCAACUGCUGUUACACAGUACACUAUCGCGUCACUGUAUGUGGAGUCACGUCAUUGCCAUUUUCUGUUCACGGUGAUGAAUCGGGUGUAGAGAGACUAAGCCAUAUCUCCACAGCCAUGGCAGUGCAUUUCUUAUUAAUAUAUAAAUAUAUACAAAUGCUUUUUUUUUCCAAUUCCAAAAAUGACUUUUUACUCAGAUGCUUUGUACAAUAUUUCUCAGCAACUAUCCAGCAAACAUACAGUAGACAUCCUUCACCAUAAACCAAUAAAACCAGUUACUACUGUAUAUCUUGAUGCAGAUAUUGCCAUAUUUGUGUUUGCAAAACUAUUGCAAGAUUCUAAUAAAACUGUUAAAUUGA
Sebastes umbrosus (honeycomb rockfish) is the source of this 9170-nucleotide messenger RNA. RefSeq names its product nuclear receptor subfamily 3, group C, member 2 (gene nr3c2). NCBI's taxonomy places the organism in Eukaryota, Metazoa, Chordata, Actinopteri, Perciformes, Sebastidae. Gene Ontology annotation, biological process: regulation of DNA-templated transcription. The coding region runs from base 872 to 3859 and encodes 995 amino acids. The record is from RefSeq and is a predicted model, not a curated record. Gene Ontology annotation, molecular function: DNA-binding transcription factor activity; sequence-specific DNA binding; zinc ion binding. The transcript is spliced from 9 exons.